Molecule: messenger RNA, 549 nt
Organism: Camarhynchus parvulus
Lineage: Eukaryota; Metazoa; Chordata; Aves; Passeriformes; Thraupidae
Gene: ELOB
Product: elongin B
Exons: 4
Biological process (GO): transcription elongation by RNA polymerase II
Cellular component (GO): VCB complex; elongin complex
Molecular function (GO): protein binding
Source: RefSeq, a predicted model, not a curated record
GCGCUCCUUUCUCUCUCUGCGCGGGCGCCGCGGGGGCCGCUGGGAUCGCGGCGGACCCGGCGCAGACGGAGCCGGCGGAGCGGCCGCCAUGGACGUGUUCCUGAUGAUCCGGCGGCACAAGACGACGAUUUUCACCGAGGCCAAGGAAUCUUCGACCGUGCUGGAGCUGAAGAGAAUCGUGCAGGGAAUCCUGCACCGGCCGCCCGAGGAGCAGCGGCUCUACAAGGCGGACCAGCUGCUGGAGGAUUCCAAGACUUUGGGCUACUUUGGGGGCUAAAUUUAGACGGCGCCCCCCUCCUUUCCCCGGUUUGCAGAGGAAUCCUUCGAGGGGCUGCGCAUCGAGCCGUUCUCGAGCCCCCCGGAGCUGCCGGACGUGAUGAAGCCUCAGGACUCGAGCGGCGCCGCCACCGACCCCCCCCUGCCCUGAGGGGCCUUUUUGGGCUGAAAUCCGCCCGGUUUGGGGCUCCCGGGUGGGGGGGGCAGGGGAAAAUGGGAAAAAAUGGGGAAAAAAUGGGAAAAAAAUGGGGAAAAAAUGGAAAAAAUGGGGAA